AUGAAUAAAAUUAUUGUUUAUGAAGAGGAAGACUUUGAGGGGUUCAGGAAAGAAUUCACUUGCAGUGUUCCUGACCUACGUAGUGUAGACUUUGGGGACUGCAUUUCUUCCCUUAAGGUGAUUGGACAACCUUGGCUGGUCUUCCGUGAUCCCAACUAUAAAGGUGUGGGUUUUGCGUAUGAAGAAGGUGAACAUAAGCACAUCCAGUUAAACAAUAACAUUUCUUCUAUCCAACUAGUCACUGAGGACUUGGAAGAUCCUCAGAUCACACUUUAUGAGCACCCUAACUAUGAAGGGAUAAGCAAAGUGAUAAAAGAGGAAACCAACCUAAGUUAUGGGUAUUUCAAUGACAAGGCGUCUUCCCAUAUUGUCCAGAAAGGUGCCUGGCUCCUCUAUGAACAUCCAAGGAGAGGUGGUUGGUACUAUAUAGCUCGAGAAGGAACGAAGCUUGAUAACUAUGGCCCUUUGUAUCAUUUCCAUGAUAAGUGUUCCCACGUGUAUCCCCUUAAAAGUGGCCGGCCUGUUAUCACUAGCAGGAUCUUAUGGGACCGCAUGAACUUGGAGAGUGAGAGGGAUGUGAUGAUUGAUGAGAUAAAUUGUAUCAACACCACGGAAACAGAGCAGACAUUCACCACCACCAGCAGUCGAACCUAUGAAAUGUUCACAAGCCACAGCUUCAAAUUAGCAGUCCCUACCCUUCAAAUAAAUGAGAGUUUCAAUUUAAGCAUAGAUCCGAGCACCAACCUGACAGUAGAAAAAGGAAAGAUUGACUCUUUUACUACUGUAAACAAAGUCGAGGUGACCAUGCCAGCCAAGGUCCCCAAAAAAUCAGAAUUGAACAUCCAGGUGAUCAUGAAGGUAGUCACGGCCUCUGUUCCUGUGGAGCUGAUCAUCACCAAUAAUGGUAAAUCAAGGACGGAAAAUGGGCAGUAUCAUAGUGUGUCAGGACGCAACAUCACCACCAAAUACAGCAUGAAAUCAGUGAAAAAUUAA
This is a messenger RNA of Podarcis raffonei (Aeolian wall lizard), 993 nucleotides long. RefSeq names its product epidermal differentiation-specific protein-like. The record is from RefSeq and is a predicted model, not a curated record. Gene Ontology annotation, biological process: visual perception; lens development in camera-type eye. Gene Ontology annotation, molecular function: structural constituent of eye lens. The transcript has a single exon. Bases 1 to 993 code for a protein of 330 amino acids. Lineage: Eukaryota; Metazoa; Chordata; Lepidosauria; Squamata; Lacertidae.